AUGAAGGCAGACUGUGCAGCAGGAUCUCCAGGGAAUGGAUGGAUUUUCUUCAGCAACGAUGAAAAAACUGACUUUAAUACAUACUAUAAGAAAACAAUGUUCAUCCAAGGACUGAAAGGCUCUGUCAUCCUCUGGGCGUUUAUUCUCACAAGAGCUGUUACUGGAUUCCCAGGACAAGGACAAUCUAUAUGGAAAAAAGAUCGUAAUUUUAAUCCUAUGAAUGAAACUCAGAUGUUUCUAUAUGACACUUUCCCCAAAAACUUUUUCUGGGGUGUAGGGACUGGAGCAUUUCAAGUGGAAGGAAGGUGGAAAAAAGAUGGUAAGGGACCCUCAAUAUGGGAUCACUUCAUCAGCACACACCUUAAAGAUGUCAACAACAGAGACGAUUCUGGUGACAGUUAUGCUUUUCUGGGGAAAGACUUGUCUGCGCUGGAGUUUUUGGGAGUUUCUUUCUAUCAUUUUUCAAUUUCCUGGCCAAGGCUCUUUCCAGAUGGGAUAGUAGCAGCUGCCAAUGAGAAAGGACUCCAAUACUAUAAUACUCUACUCGACUCUCUUGUACAUAGAAACAUUAAGCCUAUAGUUACUUUAUACCACUGGGACUUGCCUCUAGCACUACAAGAAAAAUAUGGGGGGUGGAAAAAUGAAACCAUAAUAAAUAUUUUCAACGACUAUGCAACUUACUGUUUCCAGACAUUUGGGAACCGUGUUAAAUACUGGAUUACAAUACACAACCCGUAUCUAGUUGCUUGGCAUGGCUAUCGUACAGGUAUGCAUGCGCCAGGAGAGAAAGGGAAUUUAGCAGCUGUUUAUGCUGUGGGACACAACCUGAUCAAGGCUCACACCAAAGUCUGGCAUAACUACAAUACAAACUUUCGGCCACAUCAGAACGGUUUAUUAUCGAUCACCUUGGGAUCCCACUGGAUUGUACCAAACAAAUCAGAAAACACUCAGGAUGUCCUUAAGUGCCAACAAUCCAUGACUUCUGUGAUGGGAUGGUUUGCUAACCCUAUCCACGGGGAUGGGGACUAUCCAAAUAUAAUGAAGAAAUCACUUCCCCUUCUCCCUCAGUUCUCUGAAGCUGAGAAAACUGAAGUGAGGGGCACAGCUGAUUUCUUUGCCUUUUCCUUUGGACCCAAUAAUUUUAAACCUCCAAGCACCAUGGCAAAAAUGGGGCAAAAUGUAUCGCUCAAUUUAAGAGAAGUACUAAAGUGGAUUAAACUGGAAUACAACAACCCAAAGAUCCUUAUAACUGAGAAUGGCUGGUUCACAGACAAUCAUGUGGAAACAGAAGACACAACAGCAAUCUACAUGAUGAAGAAUUUCCUUAACAAGGUUCUUCAAGCAAUAAAAUAUGAUGAAAUAAAGGUGUUUGGUUAUACAGCUUGGUCUCUGCUGGAUGGCUUUGAAUGGCAAGACGCUUAUACCACCAGACGAGGAUUAUUUUAUGUGGAUUUCAGUAGCAAACAGAAGGAAAGACAACCCAAGUCCUCUGCACAUUACUACAAACAAAUCAUAAAAGAGAAUGGAUUCAUCUUAAAAGAGUCCACACCUGAUGUGCACGGUCAGUUUCCCUGUGACUUUUCCUGGGGCAUUACUGAAUCUGUUCUAAAGGCUGAGUCAGUAGCUUCUUCACCACAGUUCAACGACCCUCACUUAUACUCUUGGAAUGUUUCUGGCAAUGGAUUGCUACACCGAAUAGAAGGAGUGACAAUAAAAACAAGAGCUGCUCAAUGCACAGAUUUUGUCAGCAUCAAAAAACAACUUGAAUUGUUGGCAAAAAUGAAAAUCACACACUAUAGGUUUGCCCUGGACUGGUCCUUAAUUCUGCCCAAUGGAGACAUGUCUGGGGUUAACCGACAAGUUCUUAGGUAUUACAGAUGUGUGAUCAGCGAGGUGCUGAAACUCAACAUUUCAUCAAUGGUCACUUUAUACUAUCCAACUCACGCUUACUUAGGUCUCCCUGCACCUUUGCUCCAGAAUGGAGGAUGGCUAAACCAGUCAACUGUUCGUGCUUUUCAGGACUAUGCAAACCUCUGUUUUCAGGAACUUGGAGAUUUGGUAAAGCUCUGGAUCACAAUCAAUGAACCCAACAGAUUGAGUGACAUAUACAACAAUAGCAGCAACGACACAUACAGGGCAGCUCACAAUUUGCUGAUUGCCCAUGCCCUGGUCUGGCAUGUCUAUGAUAGCCAAUAUAGACUCUCUCAGCAUGGGGCAGUGUCUCUGUCUCUUCAUGCAGACUGGGCUGAGCCUGCCAAUCCUUUUGCUGACUCCCACUUGAAAGCAGCAGAGCGAUUUCUCCAGUUUGAGAUUGCAUGGUUUGCAGAACCUAUUUUCAAGACAGGAGACUACCCAGAAGCAAUGAAGGAGUACAUUGGCUUCAAGAACAGGCAGGGGCUCUCCAGCUCUGUGCUCCCUCACUUCACAGAGGACGAAAGGAAGCUUCUCAAAGGUUCCGCUGACUUCUUUGCUCUAAAUCACUUUACCACAAGAUUCGUCAUCCAUGAGCAGCAGAAUGGCAGUCAGUAUGAUUCUGACCGAGAUGUCCAGUUUCUGCAGGACAUCACCUGCUUGAGCUCCCCAACCCGCCAGGCAGUGAUGCCAUGGGGAGUGCGAAAGAUUCUCAACUGGAUCCAUAAAAAUUAUGGUGAUGUAGAUGUCUACAUCACAUCCAAUGGGAUUGAUGACCAGUCCCUGGAAAAUGAUGAACUCCGAAAAUACUACUUAGAAAAAUACAUCCAGGAAGUUUUAAAAGCUUACCUAAUUGAUAAAGUCAAGAUAAAAGGAUAUUAUGCAUUUAAAUUGACAGAAGAAAAAUUUAAACCCAAAUUUGGAUUCUUUACAUCUGAUUUAAAAGCAAAGUCCUCCCUAGAGUUUUACAACAACCUGAUCAGCAGCAGGGGCUUCCCUCCUGAGCAUACCAGUUGGGGAUGUGGUGAGAGUCACCGUGACAGACAGUGCAAUUUCUGCUUAGUUCUUGAGAAGAAGAAACCACUGAUAUUCUUCGGUUGUUGUCUCUUUUCCACCCUGGUCCUACUUUUAAUAGCUACCAUUUUCAACAAGAGGAAGAGAAAAAAAUAUUGUAAGGCAAAGAACUUGCAACAACACAUUGGGAUUCCAUUGAAGAAAGAUCAUAAGAGUAUCCUCAGCUAAACUGGUCUUAUUUCCAUCUGCCUUCAAAAAGACAAAGGUUUAAGUUCACUCCACUUUCCCCAUUCCAAAUAGGUUACAGGAAACAAAUGUGUGUAAGAAGUGCGGGAAUAUUGCUUGUAACCAUGGGAAUGACCAUGGUUUUGCAGGAUGGUCCACAUUAAUUUUCCCUUAGGAGCUGAUGUCAACAAAUUAGAGUGGUGGGGUUUGAAGAUAAAAUCUUCUCCUAAGCAGACAUUAAGCUGGUAGAAUUGCUGGUACCUAGUUGUCUUGUGAAUUCUGAGUUCCUUUUGGUCACUCUACAUUUACAAUGCAAAGAUGUGGGCUGGUGGUUACAAUUCAAGUAGAACCUAAACACAAAAUUGGCAUCUUGGUUCAAUUCCAUACCAAAGAUUUUUAAUUCUUCCUUAAACCAGAGAGGCAGCAAUAUACCCUGUUUAUAAAUCCUACUUCCCACAAGGUACUUUGUCUUUAUGUCAGAGUAUACCUUAAAAGGCUCAAGAAAAGGAACAUAAGUAGAAAAAAGAAACAAUAUGGGAAAGAAACUGACUGUUCUUGAGCUAAUUACAGGUUAAAAUCUCACAGUCACAGCUUCUCAGAAUUGGAAGGGGACUCAAAAGUUACCCAGUCCAAUGAGAUCCAGUAGUUAUCCAGCCAUUGCUUGAAAAGAACUAAGCAAGGUGGGGAGGGGGUGCCCUCUACCUUUUGAGGCUGCCAAUAUAUUUUUGAAUAGCUCUAAUUGUGAGGCCGUCUUUCCUUACAUCAAGCUGAGCUGAAAAGUUUCUAGUUCUAGGGGACAAAUAAAACAAAUCUCAAUUCUCUUCCACUUGAAAGCCCUUCAAAUACUUCAAGAAAGCUAUCUUGUCUACAAUGUCUUCUCUAGGUAAAGCAUCCUCAAUUCCUUCAACCAUUCCUAAAAUUUGGCAACAUUUAGUCGCCUCCCGCUGGAUGCACUGCAGUUUAUUAAUGUUCUUCCAAAAUUUGGCCAAAACUGAAUACUCCCUCCCACAGUCUUUCCCACCAGGAAAAAAAAAACCCACAAGAAAACAGUGUCAAUUAUCUGAAUCUUGCAAAAUCCUCCAUUUGACUACUAAAUUUAUGUGGACAUUGACUACAAAAUAUAAAACAUGGAAUCUUUGGUUACAUAUGAGAUUAUGGGAUUAGAAGUGAGGAGACCUAAAUUCUAGGUCUACCACUCCAAUAUGACCUUAGGCAAGCACCUUAAUUUCUUCCUUUGACAAAUGUUGGUAAUAAUCCCUGCUUUACUAGUCUUUCCAAGUUGAGUAAUGAUAAUAGAUUAGAAAGCACUCUGAAAAAUUAUAAACACCAUACAAAUGUAAAGUGGGUUUUUUUAACCAUUUAGAUUAGUCCUAAAUAAACCCAAAUUAUUAAAUGAUCCCUUUUCCCUGGCUUAUACAACUCCUACAGCCAUGUUCAAAUGUGUCCUUUCUCCACGUAUAGACACCAGGCACAAUAUCUGAGUAUAGUAAACUGUUACUCUAGUAGGGUAAUUAAAAAUGUAGAUAAAUUAUCUGUAUUCAAACCCUGUUGUUUGACUUAGAUCCUUCUUUUCCUCAAAGUUCGCCUCCUAGGAACUGAAGUGAAGCAGGUUUUGUUUGAAUUUUGUUGAAAAAGGAGCACUUUCUAAAGCAGCCUCCAAGACAAAAGUUCUUAACAUUCUCUAAAUUCGAGGGAAAAUUAACAGAAACCUUAACUUUAUGCCGUCCCAUAGUUCCUUCCUCUAAGUUUACAUCACAGAAAUAGUGAACUCUUAGUUUUAGUCAGCAUUUAUUAAACACCAGCUCUUCAUAGAGAUGCUGGCUCUGUCUACCGGUAGCUGCAGUUGUUUUGCUAGAUCAGGAGCUGUAAACCUUGCUGUUUAAUUGACCCCUUUGGAAGUCAGGGAAAGCCUUUGGUAAAGUCUCAGAACAAUUUAAAUGCACAAAAUAAAAUAAUAUUAGUGAACAAAAUAAAGUGUUUUUAAAUGCAUGAAAUAAAAUACUUAGUGUUAAAAAAGAAAGCCACUAUAUUGAAAUGUCAUCAAAUUAAAAAUAAAUUUGAUAUAAAUGAUCUUUUAUUAAUGCAUUAAACAAGAUAAAACAUUUAAAAAUAAAAAGAUCUAAUAACUCCAGUAAUUUUGAAGUGAUGAUUAGCAUAAACAAUAUUUUAGGAAAUCUCCAAUAUCUAUAAUGUGAUAUGAAAAUAUCUGUGAUUUAUACUAGUGACAAAGUCACAGGUACUAAUACUAUGGUGGUCCAUUGCCUACAUUCAUAUCUGAAGGAGAUGCUAAAUUUCAUUUAGAAGUUAUUGAAAAUAAAGAUGUAAUUUUUUUCCCCAUCUAAGUUCAAAGACCCUCUCAACUCCAGGUUAAGAACCCUGCAUUAAAGCAUAGGACAGUUCUGUCUAAAGGUUCUUGACAGGAAAUGAUUUUGUAAAGGCAAGUGAUUAUAUUAAUUACUCUCCCACUGACAUCAAAAACAUUAAUUUUGGAAUGCAAUUAAGUUCAUUUAAGUUACUAUUAACCAUGAUAAGGAAUUGUCUAUAUAAUAAAAAUCACUUGUGUACUCAAAGAAGUGGCUGAUUGAGUCAAAAUGAACUUUUUUUUUGAGAUAGUACUUUAAACAUUUUUAUUAAUAUUUUUAAUGUUGGAAAAUUUUUAUUCCUUGAAAUUACAUUUAGUUGUUGGAAACUCCCAAAUUGAUUCUGAGGUAAGAUUGGUAAACAGAAUAGUUCAUUUAACUGAGACAUAUCAUGUUUAAUAAAAAACAUGUUAUAACAAUAAAGUAAUAAGAGGGAUUUUAUUGGUAUGCCUCACAACCUGGCUCUGAUGAAAUUAAUUUUUUCUCCACUUUUUUUUCCAUAAAAGGAUUUUAUUAUUUUCCAGUUACAUGUAGAGAUAAUUUUCAACAUUUGUUUUUA
This is a messenger RNA of Dromiciops gliroides (monito del monte), 6069 nucleotides long. RefSeq names its product klotho beta (gene KLB). Gene Ontology annotation, biological process: fibroblast growth factor receptor signaling pathway; carbohydrate metabolic process. Gene Ontology annotation, molecular function: fibroblast growth factor receptor binding; hydrolase activity, hydrolyzing O-glycosyl compounds; fibroblast growth factor binding. NCBI's taxonomy places the organism in Eukaryota, Metazoa, Chordata, Mammalia, Microbiotheria, Microbiotheriidae. The record is from RefSeq and is a predicted model, not a curated record.